This is a messenger RNA of Westerdykella ornata, 669 nucleotides long. RefSeq lists its product as uncharacterized. The transcript has a single exon. The record is from RefSeq and is a predicted model, not a curated record. The coding region runs from base 96 to 500 and encodes 134 amino acids. NCBI's taxonomy places the organism in Eukaryota, Fungi, Ascomycota, Dothideomycetes, Pleosporales, Sporormiaceae.
GCAUUACCCUAUCAUCAGGCCAUCUCCCAAGCCUUCAUAUCACCCUUGAAUAUACCCUGAACUACACUACAACCCCUGCCAACCAAACCAACACCAUGCCUCUCUUCGGAUCCCGCCGCGAGACUACUCCUCCUCCCGCUACCACAUCCCCAACCACCACCUCCCACAAGACUGGUCUCUUCCGCCGCCGUUCAUCCUCUCCCCAUUCCCCCACCACAUCCACAUCUCCAAGGCGACACUCGGGACUCCUCCACCGGGGCCCAACAGAGGAUGCUUCCAUCAUAGCUGCAAGGGAGAGCCUGAUGCAAGCCGAGGCCCUCGAGAGGGAGGCAGACAGGGCACUGUUCAACGCCCGUGCCGCCGUCCGAGAGGCUCGCGAGAAUGUCAAGAGGCUUGAGCGCGAAGCUGCUGAGCAGGCUAGACUGGCCAAGAUCAAGCAGACGCAGGCGAAGGCUAUUGGCAAGAGGGGCAAAGCUCUUGGACGUAAGUUCGUCGCUUGAAAGUCGAUAUUUGGGCAGUGGUGCUGAUGUACAUGUAGGUCAUGGUCUAUAAACGUUGCGAACACUAUUAUCCAGAUUUAAAAAAGUGUGAGCCAUGAUCUAUUAACCCUCGAAAGUUGGGUACGGGCCCCAAUAUAUCCCGCAUGGCGAGUAUUCCGAAACGAGCGAC